CCCAGCCAGCAGCGCACUCUCCGCGCGUGCAUGGUCUGCUCUCUUGUCCAGCUACACAGCGUAAGCUAAGCCUCGAUCAAUCAUUCAGCAUCCCUUCAAAAACGGCACCAACUAAUACAUUCUCUAUCUUGUUCAGAAAUUCAUGCGCGAAGGUUGCCCAAACUGUGAUAACGUACUCGGUCUUCGCGGAAACAAUGACAACAUCCAAGAAUGCACCUCGCAGGUCUUCGAGGGCCUAAUUACCGUCAACGAACCGAUGACGAGCUGGGUGGCUCGCUGGCAACGACUAGAUAGCUACGUCGCCGGAACAUACGCGGUCAAAGUGACGGGGUCGCUGCCAAAUGAGGUUAUUGGGCAUUUGGAGGAUGCUGGGAUAAAGUAUAUUCCUAGGGAUGGGAGUCAGGUCGAGGAGGAGGGGUGAGCUGGAUGGAUUCGAUCGAAUUCGACUGCGGCUGGGAUGGAUUGGUCGUUUGCUGCGUUAUGUGGGAAAGCGAGGCAUACACGGUAACGGCUUAGAUUCCCUUUUUUUUUUUU
Molecule: messenger RNA, 534 nt
Organism: Aspergillus versicolor CBS 583.65
Lineage: Eukaryota; Fungi; Ascomycota; Eurotiomycetes; Eurotiales; Aspergillaceae
Gene: spt4
Product: transcription elongation factor SPT4
Exons: 1
Coding region: 143-421 (92 amino acids)
Biological process (GO): mRNA processing; regulation of transcription elongation by RNA polymerase II; chromatin organization
Cellular component (GO): nucleus; DSIF complex
Molecular function (GO): zinc ion binding; RNA polymerase II complex binding
Source: RefSeq, a predicted model, not a curated record